AUGGACCUCGUUGAAGUGAUCGUUGAAUUGGAGUUUCUCGAUUUCUGUCUCGAAUCACCGUUCCAGUUUUCGUCUGUGCGAUUUUGGCACAUUCUCAUCAAAGAUUCGUCGAAGGUGCAGUUACAGCAACGGAUUUUCGGAAAAGAUGUGACUCCAAUGAUCUUUGAAGUUCCGCCGUCCUCAAAGUCAUGUCCAAAGGCUAUUAUCCUUGUGGCAAGUGCAGGAUAUGGGUUAGAUCUCAUGGUAGCAAUUGAUAUUCUGAGAACAAUAAGAUCUGCAAAUGGAUUUGUAGUCACUAUUAUUAUGAAGCCUUUCAGCUUUGAAGGACAGAGGCGCCAAGUUGAGGCCAAAGAUCUAACGGAAAAACUUCAGUCUCAUACAGAUUUGUUUAUUGGUCUUGACGCUGACAUGUUACUCAAAAAGGACUUGGUAACUUUAGAUGAAGCUGUCAAGACUGCAAAUAGUGCUGUUUUAAUGUCAAUAACUGCUGUAUCUGUUCUAACAACUGAUAUACACAGAAAACUUAUUGAUGCAUCCCAUUAUGAUGCGAAAGAGAUCGAAGCCUCAGAAGUGAUUAAAAUUUUGGAAGUAUACAAAGAAGCAAAUAUUGGAUUCGGUGCUGUACAUAUCAAAACUUCAAUACUACGAUCUAUGUAUGACUGCCCCUUCCUUAGUAUGGGUGUAAAGGACUUGGAUGGUAUGAUUAUAUGCAUCAUUGCAAGUUCGAGCACUAUCGAGAACAGUGAUAUACAUGCAAUUUUGCAUACGUUUCGUCAAACUACAGAAUAUGAAGGGAAAAUCUUAGUUUCUACAGUUCAUGAACCUAAUCUAGAACCCAACUUGGUAGUCACAACGGUUCUUAUUGUAGGUUUUGCCAGAAAACAAGCUUCUCAGAAAAGCGGCAUAAUUUCGGGACUGGCCGAGCAUUUUCCUUUCAUUUUUAAUCUCUUCAAUAGGCACCAGUGGCUACUAAAUGACACUCGGGAAAACCUACCUCUUGAUAGUGCAGAUUCACCAGAUUCUAGUGAGAUGGGAAAUAGAAAGGCUGUUGUUAUAGCCGAAGGUUUUGAUAAGUACUCUGAAGGACCCGAGGAAGUAACAAACACCAACUACGAUGAGUUCCACCUUUCAAGUGGGUUGGAACAAAAUGAAGAUGGAAAUUAUGAGGCCACUGCUGAAUCGUCUAGUUUAUACGAUCCGAUCACUGAAGCCUUCCAAAGACAGCCACUUGUUAGUUGGAACUUAGGACCAGGAUCUCAGCUUGCAGAGGAUUGGGCAAAAGAGAGGGCAGCUGAAGAUGGAGCUACUGUGAUGCUAGAUAACCUGACCAUCUUCCGCCUUCCAGUUGGUGUAAAGCCUCCAGAAGAGCUGAAAGAUGGUGUCAAUGCCUCAUUUCCAACACAAGAUCCAAAGACAAAAUCCGAUGAUGGUGUGAAAGCACAACCAGCUUACAAUUUAAGUAUGUCUUCAAGGAAUUCAUUUACUGACACAGGGCUCGGAGCAGUCAGGGAAUUUUACAACACAGCAUCAACACUUGUAAAGGGAAAAGAUGCUGAUAAUCCUAAAAAACAAAGAAAUCUCUCUGCUCGUGCAGCAUCUAUGUUGGAAGCAGAACGAGAUUCACCAAAAAAGUGGAGUCCUAUGGUGGAGAUGCCAUACAGAGGAGGAAUCUACGAAGGACGGUGCCAAGGAGGUCUUCCUGAAGGAAAGGGUCGUCUGCUUCUUGGGGAUGGAAGCAUAUACGAUGGCAUGUGGCGAUAUGGAAAAAGAUCAGGUCUUGGUACAUUCUACUUCAGCAACGGGGAUGUGUUCCAGGGAUCAUGGAGGGACGAUGCCAUGCAUGGCAAGGGUUGGUUGUAUUUUCACACCGGAGACCGAUGGUUUGCAAACUUCUGGAAAGGGAAAGCCAAUGGCGAAGGUCGCUUCUAUUCAAAGUCCGGUGAUGUCUUUUUUGGCCAGUUCCAAGAUGGUUGGCGACAUGGCCACUUCAUCUGCAUUGAUGUUGACGGGACAAGGUGUACUGAAAAUUGGGAUCGAGGUGUUCUUGUAAGCCGUAAAUUGGAAUCUGAUAAUGGUGAUGGAUAAAGAAUCUACUUGUAAUUAUUUUGUAAAUUAGUUUUUGGUUUUUUUAUUUACAUUUCAUUUCAAAUUUUUGUAUAAUUGUUUACUAUACAGUUAACAGUUUUCAAAGGAUAUAAACUAAGGAGGCAAUGCGACUCCAAAAGAGUAUACUGCCGAUUUGCCCCCUGAA
This is a messenger RNA of Malus domestica (apple), 2251 nucleotides long. RefSeq names its product protein ACCUMULATION AND REPLICATION OF CHLOROPLASTS 3, chloroplastic. NCBI's taxonomy places the organism in Eukaryota, Viridiplantae, Streptophyta, Magnoliopsida, Rosales, Rosaceae. Gene Ontology annotation, biological process: chloroplast fission. Gene Ontology annotation, cellular component: chloroplast outer membrane; extrinsic component of plastid membrane; cytosol. The record is from RefSeq and is a predicted model, not a curated record.